This is a messenger RNA of Magallana angulata, 1788 nucleotides long. Its product is annotated as inactive pancreatic lipase-related protein 1-like. NCBI's taxonomy places the organism in Eukaryota, Metazoa, Mollusca, Bivalvia, Ostreida, Ostreidae. Gene Ontology annotation, molecular function: triacylglycerol lipase activity. Gene Ontology annotation, biological process: lipid metabolic process. The record is from RefSeq and is a predicted model, not a curated record. The transcript is spliced from 7 exons. Bases 319 to 1431 code for a protein of 370 amino acids.
AUCCGCUUGACGUUCAAUCUGCACGGUAGAAUCGGUGUCGGUGCACCCUGCCUUGGUUGGCAAUGAAACCUGCUGGAUACUGUAUCUGAAAAACAUCGACAUCUGGCAUAGAGGGCCGAAGAAAACAUUAAAGAGUGUUUCAUGGAAUCUGAAGUCAAUGCAACCUCCCAAGCUCGUGCGUCGUUUCUUGGAAAUUUCGCAUUUCAUCUCUCAUCACGGAGCCCAUUAAACUCGUAAACACACAGGAGCUGACUUCCAGAGGAAAACCUCACAUCCUUCCCUUAAUCCGGAAAUCCAGCGACAUUGCUCAAACAAAACAUGGCUGUCAGCUACAUGUUGGGAAUUUUAGUAGCUAGCUUGAUGUGUUUGAUUAUUGUUCCCAAAUGCGAUGCAUGGGGACUGAUGGGUUUGUUUAAAUUAGCCUCGCCUAGUGAAAUUUGUUACAAGAAGUACGGAUGUUUUAGCACUGAAAAACCGUUCACUAACACAAAAGGCAUCCUACCCGAGAAACCCCCGUCCAUGGGGGUGCGGUUUUUGUUGUACACUCGAAAAAAUCCCAGAAAAGCUAAGAAACUCAAAAGAUGCGGGAAAAGAGAGGAUCUUUUGGACGAGAAAUUUCCAAAACCUACUAAAAUGAUAAUUCAUGGUUAUGUGGACAAAGGCCGCAAAGACUGGGUGAGAAGAAUGACCAGGGAAAUCAUAAAAAAUGCUGACGUGAACGUUAUAGUCAUUGACUGGAGACGCGGCGCCAUGACCUUGAACUACCUCCAAGCCGCCGCCAACACGAGGCUGGUGGGGGCUAUAGCUGCCGUCAUGGUGGAGAAGCUGAACCACACCUACAACAUCCAGCCGUCUAUGAUUCACAUCAUAGGGCACAGCUUAGGGGCACAUAUUGCAGGUUAUAUUGGAGAACGCGUACCAAGAAUAGCCCGUAUAACGGGGCUGGAUCCAGCAGGUCCUGCUUUUGAAGAUACGGAUUCAGAAGUCCGUCUAGAUUCUUCAGAUGCUGACUUUGUUGACGUCAUCCACACUGAUGCUGACUCUCUUGUCAAUACAGAUAUGCAGCCAGGAUUUGGGACGAAACAACCAAUGGGAGACAUGGAUUUCUACCCCAAUAACGGCAACAAUCAACCGGGGUGCGCCAAUUCUAUCGGGGAUAACUUAAUGAAGUUUUUCUCAGGAAAUAGUGAUUUCGUGGGAUUGGUUACUUGCAACCACAUACGAGUUUUACGACUGUUCACCGAGUCCAUCAACACUCCUUGUCAGUUUCAUUCUUACCCAUGCGCACUGGAACAUUUAGGAAGCGCCAAAUGUGACGUGUGCGGAGCUCGUGGAUGUGCCGUUAUGGGAUAUCACGCACAAAUGAAUAGAAAUAGAACAGGAACGUACAAUAUACCAACGAGUGAUAGAUCGCCUUUCUGUUUGGAGUAAAAAUUACAGUCGUUAAAAAUAAUCUAAGAUAGGGUUACAUGCGUCUGAGCAAAUCACCCAAGUCGGAUGAUGAAUAAAAAUCUAAAAAAAAUUAAAUAAAUAAAUUUGCUUUGAAAAAAUAAAUAAGCGUGGUGAAAGAACUAACGUGAUAUUUUCUUUUAUUAUACUUUCAGUCUUUUUAUACGCUUCGCGUCGGUUGACAAUGGUUUUUUUCAGGGUGUCAAUUUCAAUUGUCACCCUCCCAAACAGGCACUAUUUAUAUAAUAUUGUCUAAAAAAAAUUCUAUCUCGCUUGUUGAUGCAAGGGGUCGAGAGGACCUUUUUCAUUCAUUGACGUUUUUAAUUUUUUAAAAUCUUU